UUCUUGUCAAAAGCCACACCAAGUAGGUAAAGGAAUUUUGAUUCCUUAUUUCUGUAGGAAUCGGAAUUAAAAGAAGUAGUAUAUUAAUAGCAGAAGUUAUCUGCUUAAUAUAUUGUUUGUUGAAUUAAAAGAUUUGAUGAGUCUCUCAAGUAUGCCUUCAGCGGCUACAAUGUUCCAGGCGUAUGCCUCAAUAUCUACUGCCAUUACAAUGUUUAAAACAAUGAUCCACCAGUUAGUCCCUCAGCAAGUUCAGUGCUAUAUUGAAACCAAAAUUCGUAGAUAUUUUCGCCCAAAUUCAUCAGAUGUAACUUUGGUUAUCGAAGAAAGAGAUGGCAUGGGCAUCAACGAUGUCUUCACUUCUGCCGAAAUCUAUUUGUCUGCACGAAUCAGCCCAGAAUUUCAACGUUUCAAAAUUACCAAACGACCCAAAGACACAGGGGUCAAUGUUAAAUUUGGGAAUUGUGGGAAAAUUACUGAUUCCUUUGAAGAGAUUGAAUUGGUAUGGAAGUUUGUUAAUGAAGCAAAAAAGUCGAUUUCGAGAUUUCAAGAUGAUGAUGAAGGUGAUUUUUCUGAGAAACGUUCUUUUGAGCUGAGCUUUAGCAAACAACACAAGGAAAGGAUUCUGAAUGCUUACAUUCCUUUUGUGCUUAACACAGCCAAAACGAUGCGGAAUGAGAAAAAAAUUAUUCAAUUGCAUUCUCUAUCUGGUAAUUGUUAUAGUUCUAUAAAUUGGGAUUCUGUGAACCUUGAGCACCCUUCAACUUUUGAGACAUUAGCUUUAGAACCAGCACUUAAAAAAACCAUAAUACAGGACCUUGAUAGGUUUUUAAAGAGGAAGGAGUUUUACAGGAGAGUUGGAAAAGCAUGGAAACGGGGAUACUUAUUGUACGGACCACCCGGGACUGGGAAAUCAAGCUUAGUUGCUGCAAUUGCUAAUUAUUUGAAGUUUGACAUAUAUGAUCUAGAAUUUUCAAAUAUAAAGCGGGAUGCUGAUUUGAGAAGGCUCCUUCUCAGCACAAAGAAUAGAUCGAUACUUGUUAUCGAAGAUAUUGACUGCAGCGUUACCAUGCCCGAAAGAAAUGUAGCUCGCACAAAUCACAAUAUUCGCCGGGAUCGGGAUCAGGAGAUUACACUUGGUGGGUUAUUAAACUUCAUAGACGGGCUAUGGUCGAGUUGUGGUGAUGAAAGGAUAGUUAUAUUUACGACAAAUCACAAAGAGAAGAUUGAUCCAGCUCUAUUGCGACCUGGAAGAAUGGACAUGCAUAUUCAUAUGUCUUACUUAACUAGUGAAAGCUUUACAGUGUUGGCAAAUAAUUAUCUGGAAAUAAGUGAUCCUCUUUACAACAGUUUUAAAGAAGCAAAACAAUUGAUUGAAGGGGCACAAGUUACUCCCGCAGAAGUUGCUGAGCAAUUUAUGAAGAGUGAAGAUCCUCAUGUUUGCCUUCAAAGUCUUGUCAAAUUUCUAAAGCAAAAAAAAAUUAAUGAGCAGAUGGAGAAGAAGAAGCAGCAGGAGGAGGAGGAGGCAAAUACUACUGAUAAUGACAAACAACUUCAAAGGAUCAAAACUUUGACUACUGAUAAUUCACUUCAGUCCUAAAAGUUGAAAAGAUCUGUACAUUAAUUUAACUUAUUUUUUCCUUCCUGACAACUUUAGUUUCAUUAUUAUUCUUCAACAAUUUUCAUGUUGUUUGUUUUGAAA
Molecule: messenger RNA, 1699 nt
Organism: Solanum pennellii
Lineage: Eukaryota; Viridiplantae; Streptophyta; Magnoliopsida; Solanales; Solanaceae
Product: AAA-ATPase At5g17760-like
Exons: 2
Coding region: 137-1597 (486 amino acids)
Molecular function (GO): ATP binding; ATP hydrolysis activity
Source: RefSeq, a predicted model, not a curated record